This is a messenger RNA of Neltuma alba, 3042 nucleotides long. RefSeq names its product 26S proteasome non-ATPase regulatory subunit 2 homolog A-like. The record is from RefSeq and is a predicted model, not a curated record. Gene Ontology annotation, molecular function: enzyme regulator activity. Gene Ontology annotation, biological process: proteasome-mediated ubiquitin-dependent protein catabolic process; regulation of protein catabolic process. NCBI's taxonomy places the organism in Eukaryota, Viridiplantae, Streptophyta, Magnoliopsida, Fabales, Fabaceae. The transcript is spliced from 26 exons. Gene Ontology annotation, cellular component: proteasome complex; proteasome storage granule; nucleus.
UCGGUGAUACAAGACAAGGUUGCUUGCUUUGAAGAUUUUCGUUGUUCAGUUUCAGUGUCUUCCCAAGAAUUUCAGCUCCGUAUUUUCCAAUUUAGGGUUUAAGUUUAUUGGGGACUUGCAAUGGCGCCCGAUCCAAACCGUACUGCCGGCGGUGCCAGUGGGAGUGGUACCACCAAAGAAGGCAAAGAUGAGGCCUUGGCGAAGAAGAAGGUCGAAAACGAAGAUCUGUCGGACGAGGAUUUAGCGUUAAAGCAACAGCUGGAAUUGUAUGUGGAGAGGGUUCAGGAUCCAGACCCCGGCUUGCAAAAGGUCGCUCUGGAGAGUAUGAGACAGGAAAUUCGCACGUCAACAAGCUCCAUGACGUCUGUUCCGAAGCCACUAAAGUUUCUGCGCCCCCAUUAUGGAACUCUGAAAGCAUAUUAUGAGACUAUGGCAGAAUCCGAUUUGAAGAAGUACUUGGCUGACAUAUUAUCAGUUUUGGCUUUGACAAUGUCCGCUGAGGGAGAGCGGGAAAGCCUGAAGUACAGAUUGUUGGGUUCAGAUGGUGAUAUUGGCUCAUGGGGCCAUGAGUAUGUAAGAAAUUUGGCGGGCGAAAUUGCUCAGGAGUAUGCUAAACGACAGAGUGAAGAGGCCCCUAUUGAUGAUCUUAUGGAGCUUGUGCAACAAAUAGUUGCUUUCCACAUGAAGCACAAUGCAGAACCUGAGGCCGUUGAUCUCUUGAUGGAGGUUGAAGACCUUGAUAUGUUGAUUGAACAUGUUGACAAGACAAAUUUCAAGCGGACUUGCUUGUAUCUGACUAGUUCAGCAAGAUACCUUCCUGGGCCAGAUGAUAUGUUAGUGUUGGACAUCGCAUAUAUGAUCUAUCUAAAAUUUGAAGAAUAUCCAAAUGCACUUCAGAUUGCAUUGUAUCUGGAUAACCUGCAGUAUGUGAGGCAGGUUUUUACUUCUUGUGACGAUCUUCUGCGGAAGAAGCAGUUUUGUUACAUACUUGCUCGACAUGGAAUUACUUUUGAGCUAGAUGAAGAGAUAGUUGCUGAUGACGAUGACAGGGAGUUGUUGCAGGAUAUCAUCAACAACUCUAAGUUAAGUGAAGGAUAUUUGUCCCUUGCUCGUGAUAUUGAAGUGAUGGAGCCUAAAUCCCCUGAAGAUAUAUACAAGGCACACUUGCUUGAUGGUCGGGCUAGUGCUGGUGCUAGUGUUGAUUCAGCUAGACAGAACCUGGCUGCUACUUUUGUGAAUGCUUUUGUAAAUGCUGGCUUUGGUCAGGAUAAGUUGAUGACUGUUGCAUCUGACUCCUCAAGUGGUGGCUCUUCUGGGAAUUGGCUUUUCAAAAAUAAGGAACAUGGGAAGACUAGUGCCGCAGCAAGUCUGGGUAUGAUUUUACUCUGGGACGUUGACUCUGGACUUGCUCAAAUUGACAAGUACUUCCAUAGUAAUGAUACACAUGUCAUUGCUGGUGCUUUAUUGGGAGUUGGUAUUGUAAAUUGUAGCAUCAAGAAUGAUUGUGAUCCUGCGAUGGCACUUUUAGGUGAUUACACAGACAAAGAAGAUUCAUCAAUUAGGAUUGGUGCAAUUAUGGGGUUGGGAAUUGCCUAUGCAGGUUCUCAGAAUGAGCAGUUACGCUACAAAUUGGCACCUAUACUGAAUGAUGCUAAAGCUUCACUUGAUGUGGUUGCUUUUACUGCAAUUUCAUUGGGCUUGAUCUAUGUGGGUUCUUGCAACGAAGAAGUUGCGCAAGCAAUUAUAUUUGCAUUAAUGGACCGCAGUGAGGCAGAGCUGGGAGAGCCCCUCACACGGCUUUUGCCUCUUGGCCUUGGCCUUCUUUACCUUGGGAAGCAGGUACUGAGAUGAAACAGUGUGGAGGCAACAGCAGAAGUUUCAAAGACCUUUCAUGAAAAAAUCAGAAAAUAUUGUGACAUGACACUAUUAUCAUGUGCCUACGCUGGAACUGGGAAUGUCCUCAAGGUGCAAAACCUUUUGGGUCAUUGUUCGCAACAUCUUGAUAAAGGUGAAAUGCACCAAGGUCCUGCUGUGAUUGGAAUUGCUAUGGUUGCAAUGGCUGAAGAGUUGGGUCUUGAGAUGGCAAUUCGAUCAUUAGAACAUCUUCUACAAUAUGGAGAGCAGAAUAUCCGCCGCGCAGUACCUUUGGCACUUGGUCUACUGUGUAUAUCAAACCCAAAGGUCACUGUGAUGGAUACCUUAAGCCGGCUGAGCCAUGACACUGAUUCAGAAGUAGCAAUGGCAGCAGUUAUCUCCCUGGGUCUAAUAGGUGCAGGGACCAACAAUGCACGAAUUGCUGGCAUGCUUCGCAAUCUUUCAAGCUAUUACUACAAGGACACAAGCCUUCUAUUUUGUGUCCGAAUUGCCCAAGGUCUUGUGCAUUUGGGGAAGGGCUUAUUAACACUUAAUCCAUAUCAUUCUGAUCGCUUCUUACUAUCACCGACUGCUCUUGCUGGACUAGUUACCAUGUUGCAUGCAUGCCUUGACAUGAAAGCCAUUGUCUUGGGAAAAUAUCACUAUGUUCUGUACUUCCUCGUUUUGGCCAUGCAGCCAAGGAUGUUGUUGACUGUGGAUGAAAGCUUGAAACCUCUGUCUGUGCCUGUUCGCGUGGGUCAAGCUGUAGAUGUUGUAGGGCAAGCAGGUCGUCCUAAGACAAUCACGGGUUUUCAGACACACUCCACCCCUGUACUCCUUGCUGCUGGUGAUAGGGCAGAGUUGGCCACGGAAAAAUAUAUUCCACUAUCGCCCAUUCUUGAAGGUUUUGUUAUUUUGAAGGAGAAUCCAGAGUACAGGGAAGACUAAAAGAACCACGAAAUGCGGCCUCUUCCCUCUCCCCCCGUCUCUCUCUUAAUGUUAAGCAUUUGAUUAGUAUUUUUUUGAAAGAAAAAUUGGCAUAAACAUGUUAUAAGAAAGUAUUUAAAUUAAUAGCUUGCCCCCCAUUUUGAAUGAAGCAAUUUAGUGUGCUUUGAGGUCAAUAACGUUCCAUGACAAUUGAAUUCCUGAGAAUUCAAUAUCAGCAUUAGUUGUUUGACAUCGCAUACC